This is a messenger RNA of Aspergillus japonicus CBS 114.51, 723 nucleotides long. RefSeq lists its product as uncharacterized. NCBI's taxonomy places the organism in Eukaryota, Fungi, Ascomycota, Eurotiomycetes, Eurotiales, Aspergillaceae. The record is from RefSeq and is a predicted model, not a curated record. The transcript is spliced from 2 exons. Bases 1 to 723 code for a protein of 240 amino acids.
AUGGCCUGCUUGUUCCAGUGGAAACCUGCGAUUGACUUGCUCAUCUUUUUGACACAGUGUCGCAUUAGGCAGGGGUGGUCGAUCCGCUGCGGGGCCAGCAGAGCUUUCUUGUACGUCGAGAUUGCCUAUUCGUCUAUGGACGCAAGAGUCCUGACGGAUCCAGGCAUUUUCUUGACAUUCAAGUUUACUCUGAGGACAAACUCAGACCCAAGAGAGGUCAGAGACAUUGCUUCAGAUGGGAAGUUCAAUGGCCAGAACGCGGAGCCCAAUAGCUUCCCGCUUGCUCGAGUGCCUCUCUCUGCCGGUACUCAGUUUGAGCUCGCUCUCUUCAAGCCUCGACCCGAUGUCUGGGAUAAACAUGGGGCGAUAGCUUCGAACACGCUGACAGGAGGUGUGACUCUUAGGUCCGUGAUAGCGUUCCUCAACUCGUCCAAAUCCGUUCUCGUGGAUAUCUGUGCGGUGGCUAUCAAAGAGGAGAAGUGCGUCGAAGAGAUACUGGGUCCUCGUUACAUGUCCCUGACGGUGGAGCAGAUCAUGAACCAAGCGCUAAGCUUUUCGGAUGAGCUCCACACAGGGGAUCUUUACAGGCAGGCGCUCCUAGCCUGUCAGUGCCCGGCAGGCCUUCGGAAGUUGAGAUUGGCACUGAGCGAUCUUUGCGAUAGCAUCGAUAAGGAGAUCACAAUGCUGGCAACACAGGAGCAGAAGGCUGACGAAGAGACUUGA